UCAUUACUUGUUUACGAACCGUGGAGAUGGUCUGCAGUGUCUUGUACCAAGGUGAAUAUGUAACAAAACUGUGGAUGCUAGAUUAGAAGCUCUCUGAGUUCAAGGAUUUGUUUUCUUCCUUGCUAUAUACCCAGUCUUUGGAGCGAUGCUUAGAAUAUAGUUGACACUCAAACACUUGGAUGAACUGAUGGUGCGGUAACCCUGGGGCCUAAAUAUGCUGAACUACUCACCCCUAGGCGUAACUAAAACCUAUGUCGCAUAAUGAGUUUUUUUUUUUAAAUGUCACAAGAUCGGUGAUGUCCCCUGAUACCGAUUUUCUGGUUUAUUUUUUCUCCUCCCAGAUGGCAGAUGAUCAGAGCUGUAUCGUGGAGCAGGGAGCUGGGGAUUCAGCAGAUACAGAUGUGAUUGAUGCCAAGCCAGACCGGUCCUCAUUUGUCUCGUCAUUCUUCCUUAAGAAGAAAAAUGUCUCAGCACAGCCGAUCAAGAUAACCCGGGACCAAGCAAGUGUGCCCGCACAUCAGUAUAACAUGAAUUUCGAGAAGUUGGGCAAAUGUAUCAUAAUAAACAACAAGAACUUUGAUAAAAUGACAGGUAUGGACACCCGGAAUGGAACGGACAAAGAUGCUGAGGCCCUUUUCAAGUGCUUCAAAAGCCUGGGCUUUGAAGUGACCGUCUACAACGACUGCUCGUGUAGCAAGAUGCAGAACCUGCUUCAACAAGCUUCGGAAGAGGACCAUACAAAUUCAGCCUGCUUUGCCUGCAUCAUGUUAAGCCAUGGAGAAGAAAACUUAAUUUAUGGAACAGAUGGAAUGACACCCAUAAAGGAUUUGACAGCCUGCUUUAGGGGUGAUAGAUGCAAAACGCUUUUAGAGAAACCCAAACUCUUCUUCAUUCAGGCUUGCCGUGGGACAGAGUUGGAUGAUGGGAUCCAGGCCGACUCAGGGAGUGUCAGUGACACAGAUGCUAAUCCCCAGUACAAGAUUCCAGUUGAAGCUGAUUUCCUCUUCGCUUAUUCCACAGUUCCAGGCUAUUACUCUUGGAGGAACUCAGGAAGAGGCUCCUGGUUUGUGCAGGCCCUCUGCUCCGUCCUGAAUGAGCACGGGAAACACCUGGAGAUCAUGCAGAUCCUCACCAGAGUGAACUUCAUGGUGGCCAGGGACUUUGAAUCCCAGUCUAAUGUCCCACAGUUCCACAAGAAGAAGCAGAUCCCGUGUGUGGUCUCAAUGCUCACCAAGGAACUCUACUUCUGAAAAAUAACCAUCCCGUGGGUGUGCUCUCGCCAAGAAUCUAUGGGUCACUCAUUGGUGAAUCAGAUUUUUUUUUUUUUUUUUUUUUGAGGCUGUUGAAAUCUCCAGAACUUCUAAGGGAUUUUAAUUUCAGGAAUAUUAUUGAUCCAACAGGGGAAGAAACUUUUUGGUGCUGUCUUACGUUUCUCUGACUUUGCAGAGACUCGUUUCUUACGAUGUUAUUAAUUGGAUGACUGUAGUUUCCUCUUAAGAUUAAUUUCUGUUUGUAUUACUUCUUGUUAUCACACUUAGUACAUACAACAAAAAUGACCUCCUGAGUUGACUCUUGGCUGUGUCCACCAUGAUUGGUGGUGACGUUGGUAGAAAAUAAGAUUCAAUUUGCACCUGGCAAAGAGAAUCCCAGUACUUGACAAAAAAACAGCUGAGGGGAUAUUCAUUCAUCUAUAUUGCAGGAAAUGGGUAUUGAGUGUGGUUUGAGUGUUUUUUUUUUUUUUUUUUUUGAUUGGCGUAGGGCAA
Molecule: messenger RNA, 1763 nt
Organism: Trichechus manatus latirostris (Florida manatee)
Lineage: Eukaryota; Metazoa; Chordata; Mammalia; Sirenia; Trichechidae
Gene: CASP7
Product: caspase 7
Exons: 6
Coding region: 252-1250 (332 amino acids)
Biological process (GO): apoptotic process; positive regulation of neuron apoptotic process; execution phase of apoptosis
Cellular component (GO): cytoplasm
Source: RefSeq, a predicted model, not a curated record